Molecule: messenger RNA, 3076 nt
Organism: Dunckerocampus dactyliophorus (ringed pipefish)
Lineage: Eukaryota; Metazoa; Chordata; Actinopteri; Syngnathiformes; Syngnathidae
Product: CD166 antigen homolog
Exons: 16
Coding region: 306-2018 (570 amino acids)
Biological process (GO): cell adhesion
Cellular component (GO): plasma membrane
Source: RefSeq, a predicted model, not a curated record
GUGAGAGUGUGAGCUAAAGGGGGGGAGAGUGGGCGUGGCUUCAACGCAUUCUCUCCCCCCCCUCCCCACCACAUCCCUUCCUCGCUCAGCUCUGCUCUGCUCGCCUUUCUCCACAAUUACCUGUUCAACCACAACUGGCGAGCGUGACUUCGUGAGCUACGGAGAAACAUCCUCCCGCCAAAAAAAACUAACCUGAACGCCUUUGAGGAUCAUUUCGAAGCCAACAUUUUCAUCUGCAUCGCCCCACAACGACAACUCUUUUUUGCCACUCGAAGGAUCUGCAAAGACUCGAUCCACGCCACACAAUGCACUUGUUGUCCGCCGGCUGCGUGGGCUCCCUCGUCCUCAUCCUCACCACGCUGCUCUGCCAAGUGAGCGGCUUGGAGACGGUGAUGGGCCUCUACGGCGAAACACUUGAGAUUCCGUGCAACAAAGGAGCCGUGAAAGCGGAAGAGGUGCUGAUGACUAAAUGGAAAUAUGACAAAGGAGAGGGACUUUCAGGAGACCUCCUAGUCAAGCAGAAAGAUCGCAACCUCUCCAUUAGCGCCACGGACGAAUAUAGCGGGCGAAUCAACAUGGCCGCCAACUUAAGCCUGCUGCUGAAUGCCGCCAAGUUGACUGACCAGCGUACUUUCACCUGCAUGGUGGUGCUUGGCGACAUCAAAGAGUACCCGGUUCAGGUGGUCAUCAACAAGGCGCCUACGGAAGUGGAGAUUUCAGACAAAGCGGAAGAGCUGGAGUUUGGCAAACUUACUAAGCUGGCCACAUGUGUUGUACGAGAUGCUAACCCGGCGGCCAACAUCUUAUGGCUAAAGAACAACAAGCCCCUGGUGGAUGAUGGGAAAGGCAUUUCCAUCCAAGCCUCGGUGCAAGUUGACCCCGUGACCAGCCUCUCCACCACCUCCUCCACGCUGGAGUACUCUGCUAACAAGGAGGACACCGACGCGCAGUUCUCCUGCAGCUCUCAGCACGACGUGGGCAAGCAGCUGACAUCUCCUCCGCUCACCUUCACCAUCACAUACUCUACUGAGAACAUCGUCCUGCAAGUGAUUGCACAGAAGCCUCUGGUAGAAGGGGCCAACGUGAUCCUCAAGUGCAUGGCGGACGGCAACCCGGCCCCAACCAGCUUUAACUUCCACCUCAAGGGGGACGUGGUGACUGUGAAUAACAACGAUACAUACACCCUGACUCACGUCUCGCGCGACACCAGCGGUGAAUACAAAUGCUCCCUAAUUGACAACCCCUCCAUGAUGGCUUCCAAGGACGUCAUAGUCAAUUACCUAGACAUCAGUUUAAGCCCCUCCGGGAACGUUGUCAAGACAGCCGGGGAGGCUUUGGAGCUAAAUUUCCAGAUCAACUCUUCAGGGGAAUCACAGGUCUCCUGGACGAAGGACAAUGUCAAGCUGCACAAAGAGCCCAAGUUUAACAAGCUGGCGUACUCAGACGCUGGCCACUAUGACUGUGAAGUGAAAAUGGGAGACCUCAACAAGACUGUUUCUUUUAAACUGGUUGUUGAAGGCGCUCCAGUGAUCAAGCAGCUGUCCAAAGAGCGCGGUGAAGAUGGUCAACAUAAAGUCUUGAUUUGUGAGGCCGAGGGCUCUCCAAAGCCAUCUGUUUCCUGGAGCAUCAACGGCACCUCGCUUUACGAAAGUCCUUUCAUCAACGGGAAGAUCACGCACAAAAUCACAGUGGUGCCCACGGUCAACCUGACCGUCUCGUGCACCGUGUCCAACGUGUUUGGCACGGACACGUGGGAUAUCGAUGUAUCGUCUCUAUUUGAGGAGGUGAGAGUGGAUAAACGAGACCAAUCCAAAGACGGCGAUCAGACCAAGUUGGUGGUCGGAGUCGUGGUCGGCCUUCUCAUCGCCGCCAUGGUUAUCGGCCUGGCGUACGGAAUCUACCAGAAGAAAUCCAAGCAAGGCAGCUGGAAGACCGGCGAGAAGGAGAACGGCUCCUCUGAGGAGGAGCGAAAGCUGGAGGAGAAAGUGGAGGAGAACAGCCAGAAAGCUGAAGUGUAGAGAAAGAAGAGCAACCAACCAUCCUUUUGGGAAUGUGAAAGCGAGAACAUGGAACUUUGCACGUUUCUCCUCCCAUCAUCUUCUGGGAAAAGACAAAAAAAAAAAUAACCGGUGUACAUUUCAAUGAAGACAGUUUGGAUUUGAUUUCAGGGAGAAUUUGAGUACAAGUCAAAUCCAACCUCCUCUGAAAGCCUCCCCACUCAAAAGAACCAAUUGGAUACUGUACGUGACAUGUUUGCUCUACUUGAUCCACACGAUUCAUGUUUGUUCGUAACUUCUAGAGAAGGAACUUUUUGGUUAGUUGCUGCAAGUAAAAGAACUUUUAGACCAGUUUGCCUUUGCUGUAAACAUGUGUAGGCCUGCAUCAUGUCAUGUUUUGUUUUUUGUGUUGGCAACUUUCAACGUACAUACACGUUCUCCGUUUGUUCAUUCAUUUGGGCAUAAAUGACUGAGAAGAAAUCGCUGAAAGGGCUAAAGGGGUGUUUGCUUAGUUGUGGUUAACGAUUGCAGGAAAUAGACCACCUUUUUGUUGUCUGAGAGACAACACGCCACUUUGCUUUUUUUUUUUCCAAAUGUACUGUAUGUUAGCCAUAACCGCCGGGUGACGCAUGAGCAGGCAGAACAGGGGUGGGGGGGGGAAUGUACCUGCUCGUCUCUUCCGUUGGAACAUUUGCUGGAUCUGAAAACAUGUUGGACCGGGAUGUCUUUGUGAAGUACGAUUUUUUGUUGUUGUUGUUGUUGUUGUGGUUUCUAUUUAUGUUGUGCAAGAUGAAAGAUCCUGGUAGGCAAAUUGAAAAUGAUUUUUCCAUCCCACAUUUGAAAUUGUUGAUAAAAUUGCUUGCAGACUGGAGACAAAUGUAGCUAAUUUCUUUUGUUUGCUCCGCGUCGGCUUGAGUUAGCGUCUCAGCAUGCGAUGACGUCGCCAUCAGACCCUGGAGCAACCCGCCUCAUGAGAAAACAUCCAAUUGGAAGAAUGACCAAAGAAAGUGAACAUUGCCAUGCAAGUAUUGUAAAUAUCGCUUUUGUUUUUUUUGUACUUUUGUUUAAAAUAAAGUGUA